Salpingoeca rosetta is the source of this 8586-nucleotide messenger RNA. RefSeq lists its product as uncharacterized. Gene Ontology annotation, biological process: chloride transport; transmembrane transport. The transcript has 7 exons. Gene Ontology annotation, molecular function: voltage-gated chloride channel activity. The record is from RefSeq and is a predicted model, not a curated record. Lineage: Eukaryota; Choanoflagellata; Craspedida; Salpingoecidae. The coding region runs from base 181 to 8139 and encodes 2652 amino acids. Gene Ontology annotation, cellular component: membrane.
UGCACGCACAAAUCCGCCACCUCUCUUUGUCUUUUUGCGCUUUCUGCACGUUUCUUCUGCCUGCGAGCUCGCGUCGUGGUACCGACUGCCUUUGAAUCAUUUUCUUAUUUCACUUUCAAGCAAGACAGACAGGCACACAAACAUACAGACAAACACAAUACGUUCGACACACCACAGUGAAUGGCUGAUGAGCAGCACACCCCUGCAAGCCCUCACGCCCCUUCUCAAGCGCAACGCCACGCGCCGGCCUCUCUCGACCAGUCGCCACUAGCAACACCACACCCGCGACUCGAAGACAGCACCGGCGCCACCCCUGCCACCGCCCAGCCUUCCGUCACCCCUCCGUCUCAGUCCACCGUUGUCAACCCUGGGAGCUCCAACAGCAGCUCUACGGCUCCACCAGCCGAGGCAGCGCCCCUCCAGGGAACACGUGGUGGCGCGUGCUCCGACACUGCACACGACACCGAAUCAGCACCACACAAUACAACCCACCACGAUACAACCCACGACAACGUCCCGCAUGCCAUUGCCACGUCCCACCCGCAGCAGCAGCAGCAGCAGCGUGUGCACUCCCACAUUGACACCUCCGGUGUGCAUGUGCUGUCUGACGCGGCGGAUGACGGGAUGGAGGGCGGCGAGGACGAUGACGCCGGCAAGGCAGCGAAUGCAAAUGGGCACCACGACGACCACGACCACCACCGACAACAACAACAGCAGGGACAACAGCAGCAAGACCAACAACGCACGGGUGCAAGUGCACAGCACACCGUGGAGCCCUCUCGCAGGCCAGCCGAGACACCCGAACAUGGAGACAACGCCACCAACGCCAGCAACUAUAACGCCGGCGAAGGUGGUGGUAAUGGUGAGGAUGGCGAGGCGGAGACACCGAACACGCACGCGUCGACAGACCCCGACUCGUCAUCACCAUCAUCGUCAUCAUCUGAUGCAGGGAGCGGCAGCAGCACAGAUGACGACAGCGACGACGAUGAUGGUGGAGGAGAGGCCUCUGUUGCCGUUGAUUUCACCAUCGACGACAGCAUGAUUUGUGACCUCACAGGCUUGGAUGAUGGCGAUGAUGAUGAUGAUGGUGAUGGUGGCGAUGGUGAUGGUGGCGAUGGCAGUGGUGAUGGUGGUGGUGGCGACGACAGUGGUGAAGAGGCUGACAAGAACGGUGCUGAUGAAGCGAGGGGUGACGGCGAUGUUGGUGGUGGUGAUGUCAGGAAGCACGAGGAACCGGUGGACGGCGAGAACAGGGAAUCACGCAGAGUGAUUGUUGAUGUGGAACAGAACCAGGAUGUGCACUCUGAUUUGAAACCCAAGAACGUAAUAGACGACCAACAACAACAACAACAACAACAACAACAACAACAACAACAACAACAACAACAACAACAACAACAACAACAACAACAACAACAACAACAACAACGUAUGACACGGACUAUGGUCCUGCCCAUCACCAUCGACGACAGCAUGAUUUGUGACCUCACAGGCUUGGAUGAUGGCGAUGAUGAUGAUGAUGGUGAUGGUGGCGAUGGUGAUGGUGGCGAUGGCAGUGGUGAUGGUGGUGGUGGCGACGACAGUGGUGAAGAGGCUGACAAGAACGGUGCUGAUGAAGCGAGGGGUGACGGCGAUGUUGGUGGUGGUGAUGUCAGGAAGCACGAGGAACCGGUGGACGGCGAGAACAGGGAAUCACGCAGAGUGAUUGUUGAUGUGGAACAGAACCAGGAUGUGCACUCUGAUUUGAAACCCAAGAACGUAAUAGACGACCAACAACAACAACAACAACAACAACAACAACAACAACAACAACAACAACAACAACAACAACAACAACAACAACAAGACCAAGACCAAGGGGUGCGCAUUGCCAUAUCGCCGCGUGCGAGCGUGCAAGUGCGCAGCCCAACACGCGGUAUCCUUCGCAGCAGCAACGACAAGUCUCCAGGCGACAGCGACGGCGCUCCUCGGCGUCGUGCCCGCCUCUCAACAUCGCUACCAACCGUGAUCGACAGCGAAGGCAAUGCAUUGCGCGGUUCGGGGUCUGACAGCGAUGACACCAGACCGGACGCGAGUGCUGGUGAUGCUGCUGCACAAGCACUCAAGCGGCACCUCCGCCGCCACCACAGCAACGGCACCCUCGCUGGUGGUGGCGGUGGUGGCAGCGAUGAUGACCGCUACAGCGCUCGCUAUGACGCAAACCAGGACGACAGCAGCGUGGCGUACGAUGGGCGCGGCGAUGGUGGGUGGUCAACGGAGGUGGUGGCCGGAGACGAGUACAACGAGUUCCACAGCCCGCGGUUCCGUGCACACCGCCACUCUGCGGAGGUGCUGCUGACGCAGCGGCCCAAGAAAUCGAUUCUCAAGUCGCGCUCGGGGCCAACGUCGCCGCUGUCACGGCGCACACCACACCGCACAGCCACGUCCCCAGCCUCCUUCCGCCCCGCCCGCACAUCACCCGCAGCUGCAACUCUUAUUCCAGGACAGCAGCAGCAGCAGCAGCAGCAGCAGCAGCUACACAGCGUGCAGCAAGUGCUUGAGAAUGGCCAACUUGUUGAGAUGGCGGUUCCUGUGGGCGCUGCUGCCCCUAUCAAUGGCACACCCCCACCACCACCACAACAACAACAACAACAACAACAACAACAACAACAACAACAACAACAACAACAACAACAACAACAACAACAACAACAGUCAGGGGAGGGGCGACCAACAACGCCAGCGACGCCGACGACGCCGACGACCAUCCCUGCGUUUGAGGUGCGGGAGGCGGAGGCCAUUGAGCCAGAAGCAGCACCUGCACCCGUGACGAGCGACGGCAACCUGCUCACCGUACCCGGUGCUCAGGGCAAGCUGGAAGGGUCUGUUGACAGCGUGAGCGUUGGUUCGUCCACGUCGGGCCUGAGCGUGAGUGGCACCAGCAGCUGCAGUUCGUCCUACAGCAACAGCGCAAGCAUGAGCGCGAGCUCAAGCGUGGGCAACCAAACAGCUUCUGCCACCACAGCAUCGCCAGCAACAGCAACAGCGGCUAGCGGUAUUGAUGACAGCGGCGAUGGUGGUGGUGGUGGCGGUGGCGAUGGCCUGCAGGGGAGUGGAGCAGGGCGGCGCCGUCCGCGCACAACGCGACGUCGCGACCGGCCAGACCUCGACCACCGCGGGCUGAGCUCGUUUGACGACGGCGGGCAGUACUCGUACAUGGCCACGCUGCGCGGCGGAUAUGUGCGGGAGCUGCGGGAUGGGGCGCGCAUGAUGCUGGACCGGCAGCGGGAGGCGGUGAAGCUGCGGUCGGGUAAGAUCAAGUACCUGGACGACGUGCGCUCCAACGGACACUUGGCCACAUCAGAGGAGGCGAUAUACCUCAGCAGCCACCACCGCAAGCUGGGGACACCCUCAUUCCUACUGCUGUUGGGCCUGCUCUCCGCCGUGCUCGACUUUGCUGUGGAGUAUAUUGGCACGAAGAUUGUUGAUGCGCGGCUCGGCGUGAUGUCGUUGGACCUGCCCUACGGCACCCGCUUCUUCCUCUGGGUGCUGAUUGUGCUGCUGUUUGCGCUCACUGCCAUGCUGGUCACCUAUUACGUCAGCAGCAAGAAGCAUCGCGCAGCGGCCCGCGGCUCAGGCAUCCCGCAACUGAAGAUUAUUCUGAGCGGGAUCCCCAUUCCGAGCUAUCUUGAGCUGAAGACGCUCAUCUCCAAAGCCGUCGGCCUCACCCUCGCCCUCGGCAGCGGCCUCUUUGUCGGCAAGGAAGGCCCCUUUGUUCACAUUGCGACGGCGUUGGCGUCCAAGCUCACGCGCUUGCCUGUGUUCAUUCACCUCCGCACAAGCGCUCCACUCAUGCUCCAACUCUACGCAGCCGCAGCUGCUGUCGGCGUUGCCUCUGCUGUGCGGGCGCCUAUUGGCGGCAUAUUGUUCAGCGUGGAGGUGACAUCCGUGUCGUACGAGACGAGCAACUACUGGAAGUCGUUUGUCGCUGUUGCUGCGGGCACCCUUGCCGUGUUCUUCAUCAGCCAGGACGGCUACAACUUCUGGACGGCGGACCUUGAGCUGGGCUCCUUUGAGAAGGGCGAGAUGGUUGCGUUUGCGCUCAUGGGCGUGAUGGGCGGGCUGAUUGGCGCCGCGUUUGUGGCGCUGCAGCACGCCCUGCUUCGUCUGCGCCGCAGCGAGCUUGCGCCAUUCCUUGUCAUCGAGCGGCCCGUGUUUGUGGACACGAUGCUCGUUGUUGCGGCUACCGUCACCGCCGUCGUCACGUUUACGGCGGGCGAGUACCUGCAGGUGCCCCUGCGCGAGUCUGUGCAGGAUCUCUUCACGACAGGCCCGCUCACGCCGACCAACGGCACCGUGGCCACAGACCUGCAUGCCCACUGGACAGCAGAGACGCACGUGUUCACAUCCCUCUUCAUCUACGGGCUGGUGAUUUUCCUCCUCUCUGCGCUCUCCACGACGCUCACCAUCCCCGCUGGCCUCUUCCUGCCUGUGCUGGCUGUUGGCGCCGGGUGGGGUCGGCUGUGCGGCGAGGCCAUGGUGUCGUGGUUCCCCGCGUACGACAUUGUUCCCGCAGGCUACGCCCUUGUUGGCGCAGCUGCUCUCGGCGCAGGCGUCACGCGCACCGUGUCCACAGCGGUGAUCCUGAUGGAGGCGGUUGGUUCUGUGGCGAUGAUUGUGCCGCUUCUUGCCGCUGUUGGCCUGGCCAUUGUGGUUGGCAACCUGUUCACGCUCAACGUGUACGACUCGAUAUUGUCGCUCGGGGACUGGCCGUACCUGCCCACCAUCCGCGCAGACGCCGCGUUCCAGCUGACGGCGGGGCAGGUCAUGCACAAGCUGGUGGACGAUGACGAUGGCGACGACGACGAUGGCGACGACGACGAUGGUGAUGGUGAUGGUGAUGGUGAUGGCGAGGGCGACUCGUCUGACGAUUCUGGGAAUGAUACCGACACGCCUGUGGAAGGUUCGGAGGAGCGAGCAGCCGCGAGUGCGCGCGUGAAUGGGAGUGCCAGGCGCUCCCGUGUACGCGAAGACAGUGAUGAUGAUGACGAUGGUGAGGACGAACGCUCACAACAGAGCGGCGGAACAGGCGAAGAUGAGGAUCAGCAGCAGCAACAACCGAGCGCAGAGGCACGCGGGUCUGCGUCUCGCCCUUCGGUCAUCGCCGUCGCCAGCAGCAACGCCCAGCAGCAGCAGCAGGGGCAACAAGGGGAAGAGCAAGCAGAGGAGGAGGAGGAGCAGCAGCAGCAGCCAGCAGAGCAGCCAGGGCAGGUACCGAAGCCCUCCUCGCUGGAUGGCGUGUCCACCGUGGACAGUCUGCGCAUGACGCAAUCCGAUGCUGUUCGCCGGAAGAUCAAGACGCAUUCGCGGCUGCGCAUGCCCGAGCGCGUGUUGCCUGUGCUGCCGCGGUUCACGACGCUUGGAGAGUUGCAGCGGGUCGUGCUGACCAACUUCCCGCCAUUCAACCAGCUGAUUAUGCUGGUGGACACGACAGAGAGCAUGCUGCUGCUUGGCACGAUGAACCGCGAAGAGCUGGCCGCCGCCUACCACACGUGCCUGAGCAAAAUGAUGCAAGAAGCACUCGGAGAGCGGCAGAGCAAGAAGCGACGCACGGGCCCCCGCGUUAAGUUUGCCCAGCAGUCGACGGUGAUCCAGGUGGAGGAGGAUAAUGACGGUGAUGACGACGACAACUCCACGUCGCAAACGCAGCAGCAGAAUGGGCAGCCGCGUGGCGGGCAGAAGCAGCCGGGCACCACGACGCGUGGUGCGGGGUGGAUCUCGUCGCUCGUGCCGUCCAAGGCGAGGCAGGGCACGGUGCGGUCGUACACGCAGCUGAUCCGGCAGCAGUACGGCACCGUGUAUCAGCGCGGGUUUAUGCAGCAGCUCAAGUCCAGGCGCAUCGACCUGUUUGACUUUGAGAACGUUCCCGUGAACCCUGCCCCGUUCCAGGUGCUGCGGCAGACGCCCCUGCCGGAGCUGGUGUACACGCUGUCCAUGCUGCACACGCACUACGCGGUGGUGCUCGAGUAUGGGCGGCUGGUUGGCGUGUGCACGAAGGAGCGGAUUGUGGAGGCAGUGCGCGACGUGUCACGGCACGGGCUGCCGUCGUUCCUGCGGCGGCGGCGGCGGGAGCCCGUGGGCGUGCCCGUCUCGGAGGGGGCGGAGAUUGGAGCACAGGAGCCGCCGGCCGAGGCAGCGCGACCAACGGUUAUGGAGCUGCACCAGUUUAUGAUGCAGCAGCAGCAGGGGUCUGACCAGGACGGCGCAGGGCAGGGCGAGCAAGCGGGCGAAGCCGGCAGCGCACAAGACGACGACCAGCAGCAGCAAGAACAAGGGCAAAGGCAAGCGCAAGGACAGGCGCAAGGGGCUGAAGAGGGUACGACACAACAACCCGCGGUUUCAAAGACACCAUCGAGCUUGGCGAAUCUCUUCCAGGGCAUGACCUCACCGCCACCGAGCAACGGCGGCGCUGAUGCUGAUGGCGGUGGCGGUGGCGGUCAAGACGACAGUGACGACCACGCGGGCGCAACCGAGGUGCAACAGCAGCCGCAGCCCAGCAGCCCAGUUGGCGAUGAUGGCGGCAGCGACGGUGAAGGCGACGCCGAGGAUGGUGACGCCGAUGAAGACCGCAGGGGCGAAGAAGAUGACGGCGAUGAAGCAGCGGGGGCAGAUGAUGACUCAGAUCACGCUGGCGCUGUUGAGGUGCUGAUUGACGAGCUGUCGCCAGUGGCGGAGGCAGAUGCGGUGGAUCAUCAGCAGGAUGUGAAUGUCGAUGACCAUCCUGACAAGCAGCGUGAUGCUGAUGAACCCAGUAUGGCAACGAACACAAACGGUGCUGGUGCAGCGACAUCUGAUGCCUUGGGGGCGCAACAAGAGCUGCAACAAGAGCUGCCACAACAACAGCCACAACAACAGCCACAGCAGCAGCAACAGGUGCCGCCCACAAACAGCGCCACGGCCAACUUGGCGUCGUCGCUUGAAUCGCUGUCAUCACUGCAAUCACCACGUGGAUCCUCGCACGCCCUUGCGCCACGUGCACCGGAUAACCGGUCCAACUCCAUUGACCAGGACAUUGACGCGUCGCUGGUUGUGCACCACCGUGCACCGCCGUCGCCGCACGUGUCGCGACGAUCAACGCAGAUGAGCCUUGCGUCGCAGGGGCUGGAUGGCAGCCACGACGGCAGCAGCGGUACUGGUGGCACAACGAUCCCAAGUGUGCGCAACAGCUUGGUGAGCACGGGCUCUGAUCGGCGGCCUGCUGUCACGUCGCCGCUUCGCCACUCGGAAGGUGUUGUGGACGUGGAUGCGGGCAACGCCCCCAGCAGCGUGGCCACCGUCGCCCCGCCCGCAGAUGCGACCGCCACAACAACAGCAUGUGCACCACCAACAGCAGCAGCGCCGGUGAUGACGACAGCAGCGCCAACAGCAGAGGCGACAGUUGCGCCAGCAGCUCUGAAACCGCUGCUUGCGGCUGUCGCUGCCACCAAUGGUGAUACCAGUGGUGUUGGUGGUGAUGGUAGUACGACCAAUGGGGAUGCCACGGGUGCUGCGGGCGUGACUGGCGACGGUGCGCGGGACGGCCGCGGUGGAAGUGUGAGCGACAGCGGACUGAGCCGCAUGAGCACGUGGGAGGCAGCGACAACAGCGAGUGAGCCAGACCGCGACCAGCACAACGACCGUGGUGAUGACAGUGAUGGUGAUGAUGACAGUGAUGGUGAUGACUCUGAUUCUGAUGGGGGCGGGGAGCAAGUGGUGAUUGAUAGCAGCGGCAUGCUUGAUGGCAUGGGUAUGCUGCUGGAGAAUGGAGAGGACGCUGACGGUGGCGAUGAAGAGGAGGAUGGUGAUGCCAUGCUGGGUGGUGUGGGAGAUGAGGGCACCAUUGAACUCACUGUGCCGACCCUCGCCAGCGGCAGCAGCGACGACGACGAUGAUGAUGAUGAUGAUGAUGAUGAUGAUGAUGAUGAUGAUGAUGAUGAUGAUGAUGAUGAUGAUGAUGAUGAUGAUGAUGAUGAUGAUGAUGAUGAUGAUGAUGAUGGUUCCUCUGCGCAACAGCCACCACCUUCGCAACCAGUUCAGCAGCCAGAGCAACAAGAGCAUCAGCAUCUGCCAGUGACGCUAACUGUGGAAGGCGCCGAUUUCUCGCAAGUGACGGAUGUAUGACGCUGCACAGAAGUUUGUGGCCUCUUCCUCACUCACCAUUUUGCAUAAUCAACCAACAUCGCUUGGAUUGCGGUGUCUGGCACGUGUGUGUUUGUGUGUGUUUGUGUGCGCGCGUUUGCUUGGGUUGUGCUGAGCACAAUCCACGCUGUUCAACUUCACUUUGUUGUAUGCGUGAGUGUAUGUGCGUCAAUGUGUCCGUGUGAGAGAUUGUGGUGUGUGUGUGUAUGUGUGUGUGUGUGUAUGUGUGUGUGUGUGUAUGUGUGUGUGUGUGUGUGUAUGUGUGUGUGUGUCCGUCCUACUAUGCCCCAUCUCUUUUGCCUUUCCUUUCGUUUGUUUUCGGUUCACUCGACUAGUCAUGAGGGGCUUGCACCUGCAAGAAGGAAAAAGAAUAUACAACACAACCAUGAAGCGUGCUGAUUUGAUAUCGCCGCUUCUUCAAGAAGCAAG